CUAUUUCUUCUUCUAAUUUUUGAUUCAUGAAAGGGAACCCGCUCGGGCGACUUGUGCGGAGACCCAAAUCCCUAGCCGCCGGGGUCGCCACACCCCCUAUCCUCCCCUUCUGUUGUCACCGAUGGAGGAAGCCCCGGUGGCUGAAGGUGGUGGCAAAGGCCUUCUUCCCUCUCGCGUCGGGAUUGAGUGGUGUGGGCACCAAGGGCACGGGGGCACAUCCUCCGGAUCUAGGCCGCGGCAGAGCAACGGCUUGUCUUCGGCACAUCCCCCGGAUCUAGGUCGCGACAGAGCAACGGCUCGUCUUCGGUGACGGUGCGAGGAGGCGGGGCGCCAUGGGAGGUCUGGUGGUAUGGUUGUGCUGGGCUCGUGCAGCGGCUAGCAGGGGGCUGGUGGUUCCAUAUCAAGGGCGGGUUCCUCCAUGGUCUUCGAUCAGAUCCGCUCGGAUCUGGACCCUAUGCAUCGGUGUACGGCGCAGUGUGUCGGCAGUGGCCAUCUUGGCAGCUGCGUGGGUGGGGGCUGGGACGGCGUAGUGGCGGUCCAUGGUGGUGCGGGUUGGUUUGCGGUGGCAGCGUGUGGCCGUUCGGCCACCUCGCGUCAUUGGGCGUGUGGCCUAUCCCUGCCAGAUGCAAAUCUAGGCCGGGAGUCGAGGUUGGGCGUCACAGGGGUGACGUUUGGAAGAGAUAGUGGGAGUGAUGGGUGCCGCCGAUGCGGUUGGGCUACCCGUCACCGGCAGGGCUGCCAGUCGUCGACGUGGUUCGCUCCCGCUUCACCUCUUUUUCGAUCUGGUGGCUCCCCGAUCGAUCUGGUCGUUCCGGUCGCUGGCGACUUUGUCGACGGUCAUAAUUUGCCGAUCGAGACAUCCCUCACAGCCAUGGAGGACCUAUGGGGCGUCUUGUACCCGGGUGGCGACCCAUGUGGUGGGUGCUGCAGUGCUCGUGGGCUUAGCUCGCUGCUCAGGUGCGGGCGACUAGGCGGUGUGGUGGCUGGUGUUUUGACGUUCUGCGGCUGUGAAGGCAGAGGGCCAACGGAAGCGACGCCUGUGGAUGUCGUCAUCUUCCUGAAGUGUCCGUUGUGGUUACUCCUUUCCCUUCGUCGUCCUCCGGAUGAAAAUCUAGAUCAUUGGAUUGGAUGGUGGUGGCGCUUCGGUGUCGUGUUCUUCUUGAUGGCACCGUCUUGGAGCUCAUGGUUCGUCGACAUUCAACUUCACCUCUUCCCGGUUUCUCUGGGAAGGGCUCCGGUGGCUCCUUAGUGAUGCUCACAGUUAAUCUGUACUUUGAGUAGUGUGGGGUGUUGUUGUUGUUGAAGGUUUUUGACACAUAUGUUUCUGGCCUUGAGUGAGUGUGGGUGUGUAGUAUGUGUUGUGGUUUGUAUCAAUUGGUAUGUUGGUUGUUGCUUUAUAUGUAAAACGAGGCGAAAGCCUUUUUUUUGGUAAAGGGAAUCAGGAAUCUGAAUGUCUGUCUCUAUU
Molecule: messenger RNA, 1465 nt
Organism: Hordeum vulgare subsp. vulgare (domesticated barley)
Lineage: Eukaryota; Viridiplantae; Streptophyta; Magnoliopsida; Poales; Poaceae
Exons: 1
Coding region: 419-1249 (276 amino acids)
Source: RefSeq, a predicted model, not a curated record